AUGCGUACUGUUGAUGAUUAUCCCGGGGCGGAAGAGCGACUGCUUGUUGACGAUGAUGAAAAGCCCAAGAAUGCUAGGAAUGCUCGCUCUUGGAAGACAAGACAUCUCCCCAUCGUUUUUACAUUUCUCUGCACAUCCCUAUUUUGGCUGCUCGCCUUCUGGUUGCAACCCCACUUCACAUCUCAGAACAGUAUCUCGACCACAACUCUCAACUGCGGUAAUUCGACCGCUGAAGCCAGAGCGCUUGGCUGUGUGUACGAUCCGUUAUCGGUUGUAUGGAUUCCAGAACCAUGUUUCGACAAGGAGAUCACGGAGGCGUAUCAAGAAGCAGCCGAUUGGGUCGGGUCCAACGACUGGCAGGGCAAAGAAAUGCUGGAUCUAGAUGCAAUGUCGGAAAGAGUUGCGCCACUUGGGUACUUUACAAGUAUCAGAGACCACGUCGUUCACUGUGCUUAUGCGUGGCUGAGGCAGCACAGAGGCUACUUACGUGGUGGGUUGUAUUUGGACGACGACAGCCUGGAGUUCUCACACACGCAACACUGUGCUGAGGUGCUCGUCCGCGCUCUUGAUCUCGAUGUCGAUGCUCUCGAACAACGAACUACCAAGGCAUUUGUUGGGUUUUCUUCGUGUGAAGUUGAGACGGGAUUGACCCCGUUGGCCCGGGAUCGAACCGCAUCCGCUGAUGGAUAUAGGUAG
Molecule: messenger RNA, 696 nt
Organism: Pestalotiopsis fici W106-1
Lineage: Eukaryota; Fungi; Ascomycota; Sordariomycetes; Amphisphaeriales; Sporocadaceae
Exons: 2
Coding region: 1-696 (231 amino acids)
Source: RefSeq, a predicted model, not a curated record